UAAAUGAUUACAGAUAGCCUGUGAAUUGCUGAUGGCCAACGUGAUUAGAUUGUGGAGUGAAAAUCAUGUGCAUUUCCCUCCUUGGCUGUGUGUGUCAAACGGCCGGAAGGGGCUAAGGUAAAAGCAUACACUGUGCAGUUUCGCACGGUUAUUGCAAUUGGUUUUCUAGGGGGACCGACCCCGACUGCAUUCUCCACCAGCACACACCCCUCAGCACCGGUGAUGCAUCCCCGCGGCAAGGGCACGGACAACUCCUCGUUAGAGUCGUCUCGACUUUAGAAUGGUGCAGAAAUCUCUCAACGGCGGGGUUUACCCAACUCAAGCCGGAGAGAAGAAGCACAAAGUCGGGUUUGUUGGACUGGACCCGGGGGCUCCGGAAUCCAGCAGGGAUGGGGCGCUGCUCAUUGCGGGCUCGGAAAGCACCAAGCGGAGCAGCAUCCUCUGCAGACCCAGGUCCAGCAUCUCCGCAGGGAGACCCAGACCGUCGAAGAAAAAUGCCAGCUAUCGGAAACUACAGAAUUUCUUGUACAAUGCGCUGGAGAGACCGCGGGGAUGGGCGUUCAUCUACCACGCUUAUGUGUUCCUCUUGGUCUUCUCCUGUCUCAUACUUUCAGUCUUUGCCACCAUCAGAGAGUUCAAAAAUAGCUCGGAGAGUGCCUUGUACAUCCUGGAAAUUGUGACCAUCGUGGUGUUUGGAGUGGAGUACAUUGUGAGGAUAUGGGCUGCUGGCUGCUGCUGUCGCUACAGAGGAUGGAGGGGGAGGCUGAAGUUUGCCAGAAAGCCUUUCUGUGUCAUCGACAUCAUGGUGCUGAUAGCCUCGGUAUCCGUGCUAGCAGCUGGAUCUCAGGGCAAUGUUUUUGCCACCUCGGCCAUCAGGAGUCUGAGGUUCCUGCAGAUCCUGCGCAUGCUACGUAUGGACCGCCGCGGAGGCACCUGGAAGCUGCUCGGAUCGGUAGUUUAUGCCCACAGCAAGGAGCUCAUCACUGCGUGGUACAUAGGCUUCCUGUGUCUGAUCCUGGCUUCAUUUCUGGUCUACUCUGUGGAAAAGGAUUCAAAUAAGGAGUUUGAGACCUAUGCAGAUGCCCUUUGGUGGGGACUGAUCACUCUCACCACCAUUGGUUAUGGCGAUAAGGUUCCCAAGACCUGGAAUGGACGCCUGCUGGCAGCCACGUUCAGCAUGAUCGGGGUGGCCUUCUUUGCACUUCCUGCUGGCAUCCUGGGUUCUGGUUUUGCCCUCAAAGUCCAAGAGCAACACAGGCAGAAACAUUUUGAGAAGAGGCGUAACCCUGCAGCAGGCCUUAUCCAGGGUGCUUGGAGGUUUUAUGCGACCAACCUUUCCCGUACAGACCUGCUGUACACUUGGGAUUUUUACGAGCAGACUGUAGCUGUCCCAAUGUACAGACUUAUUCCACCUCUGAAUCAGCUGGACCUGCUGAGGAAUCUGAAGGGGAAGUCAUUCAGGAAGGAGUCUCAAACAGAAACCUCUCCCAGUAAUGAAAAUGCACACAAAGACAGACUUUGCGGGUGCUGUCCGAGAACUCUUAGUCGGAAGGCCAGCCUCAAGGACAAGGUGUUCCCCAGUCCUUCCAAGGCUCCCACGACCAAGGUUAAAGUCCAGUCUCCAGGGGCAGAGGACGGGGCUGAGGCCAGUCCCAGCAAAGACGGCAAGAGCUGGGGCUUCACUGACAAGAACCGAGGGCCAAAGCACGCUUUCAGAGUCCGGGGCAGCACCUCACGCCAAAACUCAGAGGAGGCGAGCCUCCCAGGAGAGGAAAUUGGUGAUGAUAAGAGCUGCCACUGUGACUUUCUCAGUCAAGAAUUACCACCAGGCUUGAGGGUAACAAUAAGGGCAAUCUGCAUCAUGAAGUUUCUGGUGUCAAAGAGGAGGUUCAAAGAGAGCUUGCGGCCUUACGACGUCAUGGAUGUGAUCGAGCAGUACUCUGCAGGUCACCUGGACAUGCUGUCUCGCAUUAAGAACCUGCAGUCCAGGAUAGAUAUGAUUGUGGGGCCCCCUCCCCCAUCAACACCUCGCCAUAAGAAGUCCACUGAAGGUCCUAGAGUUGACCAGAUAGUUGGUAAAGGUGCUAAAGCAGAAGGAGAGGCUGCAGACGACCAGAGCAUGAUGGGACGUCUGGUCAAAGUGGAGAAGCAGGUGCUCUGUAUGGACCGGAAACUUGAUUUCCUGGUCAAUGUGUACGUGCAGCGUAUGGGCAUCCCUCGUUCAGAAACAGAGGCCUUUUUCAACUCUAAAGAGCCGUACCCAGCCCCGCCUUAUCACAGCCCAGAGGAGAGCAAGCAGGAGAAGGAGGGCAAAGAGGAGAUGAAGGAGGAAAAGGAGGUGCAGGUAUGUUCUGCUAUAGAUCUCCCAUGCUCUGAUGGAUCUUUGGAAAAGAAAGAUCCUUUACUGGGUCGGUCCGUGGCGAUAUCGGUGGGUACUCCGUCCGGCAGCCACAGCCGCCCCUCUACCUCCUGGCAGCACCAGCUGCAGAACCCUGUCACCCAGCCUGCCUGGAACAGCAGCAUGGCCAACACACCCUCACCCAUCGGUGGCAGCGGCGACCACUCGCCCAAUCUGUUCCGCCUCCCGCCUCCACCUGCUCCGGUUCACGACCGAUCCUCCUCCGGCCCCGGCGGCAGCGGCAGAGAUAGCGGCUCCCAGAGCAGGAGGCGCCACCGGAGGCAGAGGUAUCAGCAAGAAGCGGCCGCCGUGGAGAGCGACACGUCUCUGUCCAUCCCGUCAGUCGACCACGAGGAACUGGAGCGCUCCUUCAGCGGCUUCAGCAUCUCCCAGGCCAAGGAGGACUUCUUUGGCCCUUCUUUCUUCACAGGCUCAGGAGUGGGAGUGGGAGCGGAGACCGAAGCCACCGCAGCAGCUGGACCUUCAUUCUGUGCCAGGGUCAGACCCUUCAUAGCAGAGGGAGAAUCAGACACAGACUCUGACCUCUACGCUCCCUCACCUCUGUCCUUCACUGGAGAGGGCUCAGGUGCAGAGAGGGCAUGGCCAGGACUCAAGUAGGUCAGAGAGGACUGCUCCGCCUGUCAGAGGGGCUCAUUGUGAAUGAGAUCGGUGCUUCAGUCGCCAUCAGAAGACCUGUUAUGAGACCUUGUAGCCAACUGACUGACUGUUGCUGCCGACAAUGCUAUUACAGACCAUAUUAGGUUAAAUGAAUGGAUAUGAUUAGAAGAUGGUAAAAAUAUGUCCUUAUAAAAACAAAGGGGUUGUCCUUUAUCACCUUUUUUGUCUGUGAUGUCACACUUUACAAGCAAUGCUUAAAGGUUCAGUAGUUUAUAAAAAAUAACUUUUUGACAUAUCUUCUGUUACUUUAUCCUGACAGUAGGACAUGAGACAUAAAUUCUGUGAAAUGAUCACAUUUUCCUGCCUCCUCCUAGUGCUCUAAAUAGGCAUUUACAAACUUCCAACCCUCCUUGCGGCAGGAAAACAACCAAUCAGAACCGAGUAGUUUCUUAGGCAACUGUCAGUCAUGUCAAUGACUGAUCAGACUGUCAAACUACGCACGGCUGGUGAAAUAUGAAUCAAGAUCCUUUUACUGCAUUGCAUAUUUCUCACCUCAAAUGCUGUCAGAAACAUAAUUUAGCAUACACUUUAGCUGUCAAAAUGACAGAAUCAGAACAGAACCCUGACUCAGUUCAUUACAAGCAAGUGAUUGACAUGAUCGACAGCCGCCUUAGAGACCCCUGCUCUGAUUGGUUGUUUUCCUGCAGGACAGUAGUGUUGUAAUAUUGCAUUCGGAGGGGGCAGAAGAGCACAAUAUAGUGACAGUUUAAGCCAAUAUUAGUUAUUUUUAAAAGUUACCUACUGAACCUUUAAUUCCACUCGCGUUGCAUUCAUCAAGAUCUUGGUUCAAUAUAAAAAAUAGCUGUUUUGGAACAUUUCUUUAAGUUAGUUAGAGACAUUUUUGUUGUACUUAUUAGUGAUGAAAGGUACUCGAAAGCAUAGAUGUAUGAGAGUGUGAUUUAUGACACUGAACUUGAACUUAUACUUGACAUUGAUUUGUAUGAAACUAAGAAAAGAAAAGCACCUUAAUUUAUUUGUGGGUGCAUUUCAGCACUUUUUCUGUUACACUGACCACUUUGGAAACAAAAGUGGGAGUUAAUAUUGCAAGAUUGUUUCAGUCUUAUCACACGGUUAGCAUAGUGUCUUGAUAACUUCUAUACCUUUGAAUGACUUGAGGUGUUAUGAUGCCAAAAACCUUAGCUAUGAUAAUCAAUUAGACUCCCGCAGAGUAAGAAAAAAAAAGAAAUGCUUGCUUUUCAGCAUCAUUAAUUCAGCCUGGUAUUUAGUGAUAACACAACAGAAGAACUCCUCUCAAAAUAUUGCAGAUUCUUCCCCUAUCAAAAAACCAGUGAACCUGCUGCAUGGCAUGUUAAAUGGGUGAUAUAACGACUGUCUUAAGCAGGCUACAAUACCAGACAACAGACAAAAAUUCAGCUCAUUGAGUGUUUCUCUUCCAUACGGACAAACAGGGAGGUGAAUAAAACAUGAACAUGUGCAUGCAUGACUGGUUUCAAGCUACAAUGUGUCAUUUUUUAAUGGGGCUUUGCUUGAGUCCCAAUCAUGUAAAUGCAGCCCGAGCUUGAUUGAUUUCAAUGGCUCUUCUUUUCUGGGCAAAUAUGUCUGCAAAUGAUGUACACAUUAAAUACAAAGACAGAUGUUUAAUGCCACAUGUGGAAAGAAUGUGGGCUCCAAUGGACAUUUGCUCAUGUGUUUUGUAUUCUUAUCACACAACAUGCGGUGUUGAAGUCGGACUGAGUAGAUCUUGUUGCUCAGACAUGAUGGUAUUUAGCCUGCAAUGCAUAGGUCAGCCAAUUUAGACUCUCUGCUGCUAUGUCAGUUCUGCACUAAAUGAGAAAAUGCAAUAAAAAGCAAGCAAGGCAAUCAAGAACCAUCCUUUACCAACAUUAACAUGGCCUUAUUUUUCACACCAAAAUCCAUUGUUUUGUAAGUAAACAACACUUUCAUUCUAAACAUUUCAUAAAAGUAGUGUAAGUGCAUUUUCAAGUGUUAUAUAGGAGGUUCUGUGGCCUGAGAGCAGUUGUUCUGUUACAAUUUGAUACUGAUAACGCUAAAAGCAUGGGAUUCAUAGGGACGUCCAAAGCAUGAACAGUUCUUAAUAAAACUAACUAAAAUGAGUCAUAGCAAAUUGAACUUUCUUCAACAUUUAAUAUUAACUCUAGACAUAUAAUUUAGGAGACUGUUCACGCAAAAGAUACACCAUCCAUAUUUUUUCAGAAAAAAAGAAACAAACCUGUUGGCAUGUUUUCUACAACCCGGAGAAAGGACCUGUAGGGUUUUACAUGAUACAGUAGCUCUUAGUUCAACACCAUCAUGUAACUGCACCUUCUUCUUCAGUAAUAAAACUUUGUACAUCACUGAAAA
Molecule: messenger RNA, 5398 nt
Organism: Centropristis striata (black sea bass)
Lineage: Eukaryota; Metazoa; Chordata; Actinopteri; Perciformes; Serranidae
Product: potassium voltage-gated channel subfamily KQT member 2-like
Exons: 17
Coding region: 281-3016 (911 amino acids)
Biological process (GO): transmembrane transport; potassium ion transport
Cellular component (GO): membrane
Molecular function (GO): voltage-gated potassium channel activity
Source: RefSeq, a predicted model, not a curated record